UUACCUUUUGUAAUAUGCGACCCAGCCCAACCCUGACCCGACUCAGCCCAUCUUAAUUACCCCUUUUCCUAAUUUUCCUAGCAGCCCAACAGCAACGCCGGCGACGGACGGACAGCAAUCGCCGGCGACCUUGAAGCGGACGGAAGGUCACUUGUGCUGUGUUUGAUUGUACGUUUAGAAACUUUUGCUAUUGUUUUAAGCCAUGGAAGCUGAUAAGUGGGCAAGUUUUUCAGAAGGAACUAGUGAUUCUGAAGGCUAUGGGGAAGAACCCGAUGAUGAUGACCAUUGUUGUGCAUAUGGAUCGAGUGAUAUACCCAAAUUGCAGUUCAGGAAAGAUAUUUCAAGAUCACGAUGGCUUGAUCCAUUAGGAGUGGCUGAGGUCGUGGAGAGGAAGGGUGGAUUGUGGACAACUACUGGGAUAGUUCGUAAUGGCAAGAUAUAUUGCUUCAUUGAAGAGAUUUUAUAUCUUGCCGAAAUUGGGGCUCUACAUCUCUUCAGUAACGAUGAUACACCCCUUUCUCUGGAACAUGUAUACAACAAGGUUGCGGAAGGGAAAAGUGGAUGUUCCUUCGAAUAUUAUGAAGUAUAUAAGCACUUGAAAUCUCUUGGUUAUAUAGUUGGGCGUCAUGGUAUUCCUUGGUCAGUUAGAAGGUCAAAAGUAAAUUAUGCUAUUAACCAAGACACUCCGGAGACUGCUAAAAGUGGAGAUGAAGAAUCAAGAAACAAUAUUCUCCUCUCUGAAAUGUUUAGUAAUAUGCAAAUUGGUGGAUUGAGACUAGCCUUUGCCGUUUACCCUCCUAAUAGCAGAUUCAAAAAGUCUGCUCCUGGCGAUCCCUGUUUUGUACUUUGUCUUGCUAGUGAGUAUCCACCAUCCAAAGAAGAGAUUGAAGAUCUUGAGAGACAUUCGCAUGGUAUUCCGUUGAAAUUCUGUCUUGUUGAGAACGGGCGCGUGAGCUUUUUCUCAUUCAACAAAGUUGAGCUCCCUAUCCUUCCAUGAUCUCUUCGAGCAACGGUUACAAAUCUUGGCAUGCCCUUUGAAGAGCUAAGGUACAAUUAUGAAUUUUAAUUUUAACCUUUGUGUAAUUGCAACACAUUAUUUAGAUUAUAAAUGUGUCUGAUUAAUGAAACAGGAUCCCAUUUCUUUGUUUAUGACAAAGUCUCGUCUUCUUUACCUUCA
Molecule: messenger RNA, 1177 nt
Organism: Capsicum annuum
Lineage: Eukaryota; Viridiplantae; Streptophyta; Magnoliopsida; Solanales; Solanaceae
Exons: 5
Coding region: 203-997 (264 amino acids)
Biological process (GO): tRNA-type intron splice site recognition and cleavage
Cellular component (GO): tRNA-intron endonuclease complex
Source: RefSeq, a predicted model, not a curated record